AUGAGCAGACUGGUGAAACAGAAGGAGUACGACUGGAAACACUCAAAUAUUGCAAAUAUUGGAAGCAACCAAGACAUACUGGUAAGUUCGUAUUUUUCAACAUCAAACAUCAUUAAAGGUACCGGUCAAGUGUUCUGCAUUUUGGUGAAUGUUUUGCAAGCAUGGUAGAAAAAAAGACAUUUUUUUAGGCGAGAAAGAAUGCUGCCUUAUGCGAGCCAGCCUGGAGCGAGACAAAGAAAAUGCAAGAGAAUGGACUGAAAAUUUGGAGGAUCGAAAAGUUUGAGGUAAAAAAGUUGUUUGAUUUAUUUUGAAACACCUGUCAAUUGCAAAGAGUUAUUAAAGCUUGAUAGGGGACCUGACCUCGAAUGCGAAAAGCCCUUUUAAAGGAUGGUUGUGUCGUUCUUUGUACAGGCAAAGAUAUAUUCAAAAUAAUCUGACUUUCUGCAACAAACAAAAAAUUUUAAACUUAUUUGAUUAGUAGACUGAUUAAUAUUCAUGAAUUAAAGAGACAUUUGUACGAUAAAAAGUUCUUCAUGGGUUGGCUUCCUAAGGCUUUUUUUUCUCUUGACGCAAGGAGAUACGACACACAAUACUUAAAAAUAAUUCAUGGCGAUAAAGUCCAAACUGUGACAAUGAAAGACAUGAAAUAAAAACUUCACAGAUUGGGGAAGCAUUUCCUCUGUUAAAGUUUAGGACACGUGUCAGCUCUUAGACUUAGGUAAUAUAGCACUAAACUCACACAUCUAACUGCAGGCAAACUUAAAACGUCACUUGUUCUUAAUAGUUCGUACACUCCGCAGUUCAUUAGUUCUUGGCCCGUUUUAACAAAAAAAUAGAGCUUUCACGUUUCUAGAUCACUAUCGCUCUUUAAAUCUUAAAAAAGAUUAUAAUAUAAACACAAUGUUUGAAUUUUGUGGUCUUGACGAAAAUAAAGGCUAACUCAGUGCGGAGUGUAGGCUAGGCUGGUAAUCAAGCCUAUCUGGGGUGUUAAAUCUCGUAACUCUGUCUGAAAACUCCUGAAUUUAAUUGAGAUGUUUGCGUUGUGACUAGCAUUUCCCCGAAUCUGUUGCCGUUAGAUUUUUUAUUGCUUUUUUACCAGGUGAAAGAAUGGCCGGAGGAAAAAUACGGAACAUUCUUCAGUGGUGACUCAUACAUCAUUCUUCACACGGAGAAAGCAUCUCCAGAUUCAGAUGUUUGUAUUUGUUUUCAGUUCACUUUUUUAGAGUUAUUAGUCUCUCUGUAUAAGCUCAUAGGUAAGAUAAUUAUUGCGGCCAAAAUGGAUACUAAUGAUACAAACACCAGCCCGUGAUUUGUCUUGGAAGUCAGUGUGGCUAAAUUUGAAUUCAAUAUGAAACUCAACGGUCCCGUAUUCGAUUGUUACUCAUUGCUCGCAUUUAGAAAAGUCCAGUAGUGAUUGACAGAUUGACUGGUUUUGACUGUUUUUGUUUUGUUUUGUUUUUUUUUUUUUGCUAUUUACACUCAUAAAGUAAAUGUAAGCAGCUGCAGAAUGCAAGCACCGUGAUAGUAUCACCAGAGACUCUACUGACCCCCCUGUCUAGGCCGGAAGUUUUUUUGAAGGUUUUUGUAAGCAGCCCUUCCGCCCCUGAAACAGACAAGAGAUAUUAGACGGAAAGCACGUGACAAGGAAAUAAAUCCAGUUUAUGGCAAUCCUUAUUUCGACCAGAUAUGAUAGGCGAGCGCCAUAUUGGACAACGUAACGAACCUUUUAGAAAAUGACUCCAUGUAUCACAUUUAUUUCGUAUCAUGGUAAAACCACUUUGCGCUAAGUGUUACGGGUAUAAUGGUUUUGUUUAAUCUUAAUUUCCGGCAUCUGAAACCUUUUCACGUUUCUGCAAGAACGGAAAAUCCGGCAAUGCUUACUGAACACAUUAAGAAAUCAAGCCAUGCCAAUAAUAUUAAAUAUUAAUUAACAUUCAGUAAUUCACAAUGCAUUUAUCUUUAAGGUGAUAUUUUAUGAUGUCCAUUUCUGGAUUGGAAAACAUUCCACACAAGAUGAAUACACAACUGCCGCGUACAAAACUGUUGAACUUGACGCCUAUGUAAGGAAAGACUGGAAUGCAUACGUAGCUUUAAAAUGCGUCUUUGUAUUCCGCUAUAAAAAAAAUGGUUCGAAUGAAACGACAAAGAAAAAUCCUGUCUUCUAAUUCAGUUGGAAGCAACUAAAUGGAAAAUUGAUCGCGACUUUUGAAACAAGUGAUUUCCCGCCCCUCCUUUCAGUUUUCCAGGCGGACCGCCACCCAGUUAGCUUAGUUUGAUGUGCGCCGGUCUGUCGAGCAGGAGGCCGCUGGUUUAAAACCCGGCCGGACCGAGACUCAAGGUCUUUAAAUAACUGAGGAGAAAGUGCUGCUUUUGAAAAAACAUCUGAAAAGUUAACCUUUCUAGUCUUCUAGCCCUUCUAGCCCCGUCUUCUAUCCCUUGCACAUAUAACAAAUUCCAUGGGGCGCUAAAGAACCCACUCACUGUUCGCAGAGAGUAGAGGAUGUGCUAGUCCACAAUGUGGACUUUAUCGAUUUAACGUUCACAUUAGGAGGCAUUUAUAAGUCAUUACUUCAUUGACAGUAAACUGCAGCAGGCACUGAACACCCAACCGUUUCAGCAAAUUAUCCCAGAAAAGCCCUGAGGCAGGUGGAUGGUAAGAUAUUUACAAAACUAGGGAGCAUUGGUUACACAUUCUUCCCGCGUUUGGCGAUUACCCACUUUAUGAUUUUUACCCCGUCUGAGGGCAUGGGAGAGCCAUAAUGGCUCUUGGUGAUAGGGAAUAGCAGUAUGAAUGUUAAUCUUGAGCUUAUUGUUCUAAGUAACGCAUUAGCAUGGUCGGCAUUUUAACUUCCUCCUAAAUAAAUAAAAUAAAUAAAUAAAUAACGAUUUGCAGGUAGCACAUCCACAUAGUGGUUCUUCGUCUACCUGAUUCCUGGUCGAAUUGGAAUUUGGAAAUAUUGGUUUUUGAGGAGAGGGAAAAACCGGAGUACCCGGAGGAAAAAUCUCUCGGAGCAAGGGAGAGAACCAACAACAAACUUAACCCACAUAUGGCGUCGACGCCGGGAUUUGAACCCGCGCCAGAUCGGUGGGAGGCGAGUGCUCUCACCACUGCGCCAUUCUUGCUCCCCAAAGUGUACCUCGUGGCCUAACUAUUGUUUUGAUACCUUGACUGAUGAAAUGAAGACCUUCUCUGUUCAAUAUUCAUGAAAUGUUUCCCUUCCAUCUCUACAGUUGGACGAUAAAGCGGUCCAGCACCGUGAAGUUGAAGCCUUCGAGUCUGAGGCAUUCAAGGAAUACUUUGUCGCUUUGGGAGGAAUCAAAAUAGAAGAAGGCGGGUGAGUUAAAUCAAGAAGAAAUGAACAUUAAACUUGCAUGAGAAUAAAAUCGUUUUUAAUACGAAAAAUUUAUUGUGAGAUGCGUCCCAUGUAAGGUACUCCAAGACAGUCUUGGAUUCUGGAUUCUUUGUAAGUGAAACUGUGGAACUUGGAUUCCGGAUUCCAAUCGUUAGCGCGAUUCCAGACUGCAGAUUGCUGAAUUCCGGAUUCCAAAGCCCAGGAUUCCACAUCCUACAAGCAAAAUUUUCCUUACAUGGGACAGGUGAGAGCGCGCGCACCACAUCUGGCCAUUUUUUACAACAAAAAGAACCUUGAAGUUUGUGAAUCCGAGUCCCUCCCAAGAUUAGAUCCAAGGCCAUGGUAAGGUCACCAUCAUUCACAGCCCUUAAGCUAAAAAAACUUUCAAGUGCCAGGGCGCCAAGAAUGUCAAUCAGAUUUCGAACUCUUGCCCACGGUUUUAAUAGCAUUCUGACUCAUUGAACCAUUUCAUACAUGUACUACAGACGUGAGAGACGAAAGCACACUAGCGCGUGAAAAUGUAUUUUCCACUGGACCUUCUGAUUGGUUCCUCUAGAUCAUAAAUUCGUCCGCGUAGAAUGCGUUCUUUCUCUCUCUCGCAUUCCUCUUUCACUAUCUCACUUGGUUGGAAUGCCUGAGCAUCCAACUAUCAAAUAGUGUUGUUUGUUUUGUAGGUGUUUUAUUUAAGAGCAAAAUAAUUGACGUUCGUUUGAGCGAAACGAAUUAGAACGUAAUCCUCUUGUAGUCUGAAUUAAACUUAUGAAAAUAAUGACGGAUAAAAACGCUUUUAUCCUUAUUGGAUGGUAUAUCCUAACUAAAACCAACAAACAACAAAAACGGCCCAUCAUAUGACCACCAUACCUGGAGUAAGUAUAAUUUCGCAUCCAGAUUUCACACCAACAAUCAGAUACAGUUUUGAUACUCUCACUGCGGCAAUAUCAUCCUUCUGUAGACAAAGGGGAUAAAAUGGGAUUAGGGAACACAAUUCCGUGUAAAACAUUACAAUAACUGACUAGUAUUCCAUACACUCAUUAGCUAUAAUUAGUGGUAACACUGUGGAAGCUUUGCUCUGACUUGUCAGCCUUAACCUGUUUAGCAGGUGUCGGUUUUUAAGGGCGAGAGAAAGAAAUUACAAGGAAGCGCGCACGCACGAGGGAAGAAAAGGAAAAAAGGCGUGUUCACUCUUGCGUUCCAUAAAAAAAAUAAUAACCAGAAACACUGACAGGCGCCUACCACCAUAGUUAAUAAAGUGGAAUGGUUAUGAAACCGGACAGACUUCUUUGUUAGAUGUUUUUUGGACCUGACUGUGUACAACGUUCAAUAGCCUAUCAUUUUGAGUUUACUGACCAAUAGAAACAUCGCAUUAAUUUAUUCAUUCACAAUUUGUGAACUAAAAACAAAGGAUUGUGCACGGUCAGGGAGCUUUCAACAUAAACUGCAACACCGUUAAUUUCAUCUUUGAUGUUUGCCGGCUUUCCUAACCAGUCUCCUCUACCAACUAUGCUGCCGCACAGACUGCCUUUGUAAAGUUGGGUCUAAGAUAUUAGACAACUGCAGCAAACCUGCUCCCAUGGAUUUGAAUCGUAUUAAUUAGAAAUAUUGCGGAAUUCAGUAGCGUCGAAAACAACUGUUGUAUAUUGUGUGUUUCUCUCUCUAAACAGCAGUUCUAAAGUGGGCAACAGUGACACAAUACUGAUGCCCCCAUUUGGAUGAAUAAAACAAUGCAAUCGGGAAAGUUUAGUCAAUCGCUUGACAAUACCUUGACAAAUGGUGUUUUUAUAAUUUGGACAGAAUUGAAUCCGGAUUUCGACACGUAGACUCUAACAAGCAAGAUACUUUGAUAGUUCAUUUCAAAAAGUUGUGGAACGAGGAGUAUGAGAGGUACACUUAUGAAGCCAUGUCGCCCCUGGACCCUAGACAUCUGUGUUGUGACGAUGGAUUUUUGGUGAUUUUUUCUGGCGAAGAUCGCAUUAUCCAGGUAACCUUCUACUGA
Molecule: messenger RNA, 5346 nt
Organism: Porites lobata
Lineage: Eukaryota; Metazoa; Cnidaria; Anthozoa; Scleractinia; Poritidae
Source: the annotation of a GenBank genome assembly